Moneuplotes crassus is the source of this 807-nucleotide messenger RNA. Lineage: Eukaryota; Ciliophora; Spirotrichea; Euplotida; Euplotidae. The record is from the annotation of a GenBank genome assembly.
AUGGAAGAACAAUUUGGAGAUUGAUGAAGGCUCUAUGAAAGCUUCGAAGGAGGUGAAGGAAGGAGUAGAGAAAAUAUAGAGCUGGCAAUUAAACCUAUUUGUGGGAUAUUAAGAAGAAGCCCUAUUAAGUUAAAGAAAACAACGAAACUCCCUCUUUUAAAUACAAAGUUUAGAGAAGGGAGAGAGAAAAUUUUAGAAAAGAAAUUUAAACAGCACAUGGCUUUAAACAAGAUCAAGCACUUGAAGAGCAAGCUCCAGAAAUAAGUCCUUCUCUAUCAAGAUUUCCAAUACUUUACUGUCAUCUCAAAAACCGAUUUUUGUGAAAAAUAAGAAACUGAACAAUUCUGUUGACAGAAGAUCUAUACCAGCAGAUACUAAUUUUUCAAUUAAGACACUUGAGCAUGUGUCCUCAAAGUCACCCAUUAAAUGCUUGAGAGAUCUUCACAAGGAAAAGCUAAGGGCUUUCAAAUCCCGUGUUAUUGGUGCAAAGAGGGCUAACUCAAACCUCUCUUGAAAAACCAAUGAGUUUACCAAUACUCCUGUAAUGUGUAAAAUCCAUGAAUAUAAUUCCUCAUUCUCUGGGGUCAGAAAUUCAUUAUUCGAAUUCCCUGAAGAAAACUCUCCUAUCUCGAUCAACAAAAGACGCUUCAGCAACAAGGCAAUACGGAUGCUGAGAAGUAAGAAGCAUACUAGCCUCGAAGCUUAUGGAAAUAAAAACGCUACAUUUAAAAGGAACACUCCAAUGCUGAUCCGAGGAGACUCUCCAAUGCAUAUCUAUUAAUCUAAUCCCAUUCAACUCAAUUUCCC